Messenger RNA from Indicator indicator, 1634 nucleotides. It is a transcript of the gene SVIP, whose product is annotated as small VCP interacting protein. Gene Ontology annotation, cellular component: endoplasmic reticulum membrane. The transcript has 4 exons. Lineage: Eukaryota; Metazoa; Chordata; Aves; Piciformes; Indicatoridae. Bases 19 to 261 code for a protein of 80 amino acids. The record is from RefSeq and is a predicted model, not a curated record. Gene Ontology annotation, biological process: negative regulation of retrograde protein transport, ER to cytosol; positive regulation of autophagy; negative regulation of VCP-NPL4-UFD1 AAA ATPase complex assembly.
CCGGCGGUGGGUCCCACCAUGGGGCUGUGUCUGCCCUGCAUGGGGGGCGCCGUCAAGGACGUGGUAGAGACGCCCGACCCGGAAAUAAAAAGAAGACAGCUAGCAGAAGCUGCUGAAAAGAGGCAGAUGGAGGCUUCCUCUCGAGGCAUUAAGAACACCUACUCUGUAGAGCAAAAGAAAAAGAAACAGGAAGAAAUAGAAAAAAGAAUGGCAGCUUCAGGUCCUGGAGGAGAAGGAGGACUGAGAUGGCAGGUUGGAUAAAGAAAGAAGAGUUCAGAAGAGAAGAUUGAUGUUUACUGCCAGUGACUUGCCAGUGUCUGCAGCCAAGUGGCACUUACUCAUUAUGUGGCUUUGCAUCUGAACACUCAGCAGUACUUUGCCAUUGUGGGAGAAGAGCUGUGGAUAUAUACACCAAGAAACUUAAGAACUAACUCUGAACAAUUAAGUUUUGGCCAGUUUGUUAGUUUCUUUAUGUGCAUGUUUUACUACUUCCCUGUCAAGGGAGUGAGGUGGGUUUUUUCCCAUCGAAGUGACCUCUUUAGCUGUAGUCAGUCAGGAUAUGUGUGCUGUCUGGCCAGUUGACGUCUGUCUGGGUAUGACUGGUUUAAACCUUUCUCUAAGCCCUCAUGUAGAAGGUUAUUCAUAAAUAUAUAUAUUUGAAUAAUGUGUGGGUGACAGCAUCUCUCUUCAGCUUCCUAGUGACCUUUGAACUGCUUAGGGAUUUAGUGCCUUUUACAUAAGACAUCAGAGUCAUAGCAGGUCCUUAGAAAUGGAAGCAUUUUGUGACACUAGUUAAAAGUUAGAAACCUUUAUAAACCCUGUCAUACUUCUAGCAAGAAGGCUGUUUUAUUAGGAGUCUAAGAUUUGUUCUCCUCAUUUUCUGAUAGGGAUUUCUUUGGAGUCUGUAAGUAUUUAUUUACUGGAAGUUAAACAUGAAAUGAAUGCUGUAAAUUGUUGGCCUAUGUUACCACAAGAGGGCAGUGCUGCACUUUCAGGAUUCUGCAAAAGACUUCUUACAUCAUCUCUGGAUGGUUUUGUUGCCUGAAGAUUCUGUGCUGUGGAGGUGGGUGUGUUACAGCACUGCAAGGUUUGCUAAAUGGCCAAAGCUCUGUUGCUUUUAUUCUCUGUUCAGCAAUGUCUGUAAUCCCUUUCCCAAAUGUGAAGCUGUCUUUGAUUAUUUAGGGCUACCCAAACUAGGGUGUUAUAACUAGUGGCAAACUAGUUUCCUUGAGCCACUGCUUUGUUAGAAGGAAGCUUGUUACAGCAUGAUCAACACUAAGAUCCCAGCUCUAGUUUUCCCAGAGACCAUUACUCUUGGUCUUGCCAUCUCACUGGCCCCAUUUCUGACCUAGUUUAGGCUACAGAAACUUUUUUUUGUCCCCCUUGAACUAAAUAUUUCUUUUACCUCCCCCAGUAAUGUCUCAUGCUGUUUUAGGGUUGCAGACCUGACACAAUGAGUUUCCUAGCUUAGCCUUCAGAACUGAGAAGAAAAGGAAGACUUUUCAAUGUUAACAUAAUGGCCUUUGGGCUAGGAAGCUGUGUCCUUGGCAGAUGAAUGCCUUCUGUUUCCUUUGAUUGCUGGUUGUUGCUCUCUUCACUGUAUUAACUGGUCAUAGUGAUUUUUUUUAAGUCUA